Molecule: messenger RNA, 1317 nt
Organism: Dothidotthia symphoricarpi CBS 119687
Lineage: Eukaryota; Fungi; Ascomycota; Dothideomycetes; Pleosporales; Dothidotthiaceae
Exons: 2
Coding region: 71-1291 (406 amino acids)
Biological process (GO): RNA surveillance; ribosome disassembly; nuclear-transcribed mRNA catabolic process, no-go decay
Cellular component (GO): cytoplasm
Source: RefSeq, a predicted model, not a curated record
CCAAAUAAUCAUCAAGCCCUCGACUCGAAAACCACACACUACAUUACAUAUCUCACUAUAGCGCUCCACGAUGCGGUUACUCAAGUCGCAAAUCGAGCAAAAGACUGGCUCGGGUUUUGCCACACUACUCCCGGAAGAGCCAGAGGACAUGUGGCAUGCCUACAACCUCAUCCAAGAAAAUGACCGAAUUCGCGCCAAAGCUGUACGGCGAGUAGCCAAAGAAAGCGGCGCCGGCUCCGUGUCCUCACAGCGCAUCACGCUCGACCUCACUAUUGCCGUCACGUCAACAGACUUCGAUAUCGCGUCCGGGCAAAUGCACGUCGCCGGGCGCGUCGCUUCAGAGAAUGAGCACGUCAAGAUGGGGCAGCAUCACACGCUGGAUCUGGAGCUGAACCGAAAAUUCACACUCGAAAAGGGCGAUGGGUGGGACAGCGUAGCGCUGGAGAUGCUGAAAGAGGCGUGCGAAACGGAGCGAAGAGCAGAACUAUGGGCCGUCGUACUUGGCGAGGGGACAGCAAACAUCUGCAUGAUCACCGAGCACCAGACGAUCCUGAGGCAGAAGAUCGAGGUGGCAGUGCCACGGAAGCGGAAAGGUGGCGUUGACGGACACAGCAAAGGGAUGGACAGGUUCUUCUCAACAACCCUCUCCACGCUGCUCCGACACAUGGACCUCGCAGGCUCUACGGCGCAGCAGGCCAAGACACUGCCACUUUUGCUCGCAGGUCCUGGCUUCAUCGCCCAAGCCUUCCUCACGUACAUACGAGGCGAAGCGACACGCACAACCAACAAACCCCUGCUCGCGAUGAUUCCCUCGAUAGUCGUGGCUCACGCCUCGUCAGCGCACAUGCACUCGCUCGACGAAAUCCUGUCGUCGCCCGCAAUCACAACCAAGCUCUCCGACACCAAAUACGCGCGCGAGACGGCACUGAUGGACAAGUUCCUCACGCUCAUGCGCCACGACGAUGGACGUGCAUGGUACGGACCCCGAGAAGUAGAGAGAGCGGUGGACAAGGGGGCUGUGGGGAGGGGAGGCGGUGUAUUGAUGAUCAACAAUGCGCUGUUCAGGGCACAGAACGUGGCGGAGAGGAGGAGAUGGGUCACGCUUGUGGACCGGGUGCGCGAGGUCGAGGGUGGGGAGGUCAGGGUAUUGAGUUCGCUGCAUGAGAGCGGGAAGAGGCUGGAGGGGCUGGGGAACGUGGCGGCGAUUUUGACGUAUCCGUUGGAGGAUCUUGACGAGGAGGAGGAUGGGGUGGAUGGGGUGGAUGGAGAAGGGGAUGAGAUGAUUAUUUGAGAACCAAUGGCAAUAUACCCACUUGC